Sorex araneus (European shrew) is the source of this 1752-nucleotide messenger RNA. It is a transcript of the gene NKIRAS2, whose product is annotated as NFKB inhibitor interacting Ras like 2. Bases 139 to 714 code for a protein of 191 amino acids. The record is from RefSeq and is a predicted model, not a curated record. Gene Ontology annotation, molecular function: GTPase activity; GTP binding. The transcript is spliced from 4 exons. NCBI's taxonomy places the organism in Eukaryota, Metazoa, Chordata, Mammalia, Eulipotyphla, Soricidae. Gene Ontology annotation, biological process: canonical NF-kappaB signal transduction.
GCCGGACGGAAGUGGGGGGCGGGGCCAGAGGAAGAGCCGAGUUCCGGUGGCUGUGUUACUUUUGCCCCGGUGCCGCCGCCCCUCCAGGGACCCGGUUAGGGUGCUGCGGGAGCCCCUCGAGGAGGCUGGAGGCCAAGCAUGGGGAAAAGCUGUAAGGUGGUCGUGUGUGGCCAGGCAUCUGUGGGCAAAACCUCAAUCCUGGAGCAGCUGCUGUAUGGGAACCAUGUAGUGGGCUCUGAGAUGAUUGAGACGCAGGAGGACAUCUACGUGGGCUCCAUCGAGACGGACCGGGGGGUGCGGGAGCAGGUGCGCUUCUAUGACACGCGGGGGCUCCGUGAUGGGGCCGAGCUGCCCCGACACUGCUUCUCCUGCACCGAUGGCUUUGUCCUGGUCUACAGCACGGACAGCCGGGAGUCCUUCCAGCGCGUGGAGAUGCUCAAGAAGGAGAUUGACAAGUCCAAGGACAAGAAGGAGGUCACCAUCGUGGUCCUCGGCAACAAGUGUGACCUGCAGGAGCAGCGCCGCGUAGACCCGGACGUGGCACAGCACUGGGCCAAGUCGGAGAAGGUGAAACUCUGGGAAGUGUCGGUGGCCGACCGCCGCUCCCUGCUGGAGCCCUUCAUCUACCUGGCCAGCAAGAUGACCCAGCCGCAGAGCAAGUCCGCCUUCCCCCUCAGCCGCAAGAACAAGGGCAGCGGCUCCUUGGACGGCUGAGGAGCUGCCUCGCCGCUCCCCUUCCCAAACCCUGUCCAACUCGGGGGGUUUGGUGGGGGGGCUCUGGAAGUGGGUCUCUGGGGUCAGGGAGGGUCAGGCAGUUCGGCCACGGUCACGGGGUGGUGCUCUCCACCUGGGCAGGCAGCUGGGCUGGCCCAGGCCACCUCUGCUUCGUCCCAGCUCUGGGAAAUGCAGGUAACCCCCACUUCCAUCCCCUCUGACCCUGGUGACCUCUGAAGGGGCCGUCGUGCCUCAGUGUCCCUCCCACCUGCCCUGGGUGGGGAUGUGUAGUGCUGGGUCAGCUUCUGUCCCGGGCUGAUGGCGGAGGGUGGGGGUGGGGGGGCGCACGUCUCUGGGCUUCUGGCUUGUGACACAUUCGAACCCCAUCCUGGAAUGGGGCGUCCAAGGAGGGCAUCUGCGUGCCAGGGCCGGGAGGAGUCCGCCCCGGGGAACUGCUCCCUCGCCUCUCCGCCUUCCUGCUCAGGGAGCCGGGGGGCCUCUUGGCCAUGCCAGCUGUGCUGAGUCACGCGUGACUCCGGGGCCCUGCCUCGCCCUCUCUCGCUUCAGUUUUCUCAUCUGUAAAGCGAUGGGAGUUGCUGAGAUGAUCUCUCAGGACCUCUCCCGCUCUGCGAUUCCACAACGCCAGUGGCUACUGUCUGGCCAGCUCUGAUGGUACUCGCCUUCCCCUUUCAAGGUGCUAUGGCCCCACCCGGCCCUGGCGCCGGGGACGCUGCAUCCCCGUCCCCCGCCACCAGGGGGCAGAAGCACACUGUCUGCUGGUGCCAGAGGGCCGCUGGCUGCCCAUUGGGCCCGCAGCCCAGGACCGUGGACGUCCACCUUUGGCUGCGGUGGUUCUCAGCACGCAGCCGCAGAGAGGUGAGCCAGCUGCCGGGUGGAGGCUGCACCAGGUGCUCCUCUAGCUUUUCCUUUCCUCAGGUGACCCCUCUGUAGUUCUCAGAAAGGCUGGUUACACUCACCCCUCCUCCACGAGGCCAGUACGGGGAGGGGGGGGGAGCUGGACGGGUGACCUGGGGCUGG